This is a messenger RNA of Esox lucius (northern pike), 4444 nucleotides long. It is a transcript of the gene sf3b3, whose product is annotated as splicing factor 3b, subunit 3. Gene Ontology annotation, molecular function: protein binding; U2 snRNA binding. Gene Ontology annotation, cellular component: nucleus; U2 snRNP. Bases 174 to 3827 code for a protein of 1217 amino acids. The record is from RefSeq and is a predicted model, not a curated record. Gene Ontology annotation, biological process: mRNA splicing, via spliceosome. The transcript is spliced from 27 exons. Lineage: Eukaryota; Metazoa; Chordata; Actinopteri; Esociformes; Esocidae.
UCAUGAAGGACCCACAAGCGACACACAGGCGUUUGUCGUCGAAAGUAUCAACAAAUCUUGAGUGUGAAUACAAUUCACCAUCCACUUUAUAUCAGCUUCAUCCUAACUGCUACACCGCAGCUGGUGUUGCUGUGACCUUUUUUACCUGCACCUAAUGUUGAGAAACAGCCACCAUGUUUCUGUAUAACCUGACACUGCAGCGUGCCACUGGCAUCACCCAUGCAAUUCAUGGGAACUUCUCAGGAACCAAGAUGCAGGAGAUUGUAGUGUCCAGAGGGAAAAUAAUUGAGUUGCUGCGUCCAGAUGCCAACACCGGGAAGGUUCACACCCUGCUGACUAUGGAGGUGUUUGGGAUCAUCCGCUCCCUGAUGGCCUUCAGGCUGACAGGAGGGACUAAAGACUACAUUGUGGUGGGCAGUGACUCAGGGCGCAUCGUGAUCCUGGAGUACCACCCUUCCAAGAACAUGUUUGAGAAGAUUCACCAAGAGACCUUCGGCAAGAGUGGAUGUCGCCGCAUCGUCCCUGGACAGUUCCUCGCCGUAGACCCCAAGGGCAGGGCAGUCAUGAUAGGUGCCAUUGAGAAGCAGAAGCUGGUGUACAUCCUGAACAGAGAUGCAGCAGCUCGUCUCACCAUCUCCUCUCCUCUGGAGGCACACAAGGCCAACACACUGGUCUACCACGUUGUAGGAGUGGACGUGGGUUUUGAGAACCCCAUGUUCGCCUGCUUGGAGAUGGACUACGAGGAAGCCGACAACGACCCGACUGGUGAGGCUGCCGCCAACACCCAGCAGACGCUGACCUUCUAUGAGCUGGACCUGGGUCUGAACCAUGUGGUGCGGAAGUACAGCGAGGCCCUGGAGGAGCAUGGCAACUUCCUGAUCACAGUUCCUGGAGGCUCUGAUGGGCCCAGCGGAGUUCUCAUCUGUUCAGAGAAUUACAUCACUUACAAAAACUUUGGAGAUCAACCGGACAUUCGCUGUCCCAUCCCGCGCAGAAGGAAUGACCUAGAUGACCCAGAACGAGGCAUGAUCUUCGUCUGCUCAGCCACCCACAAGACCAAGUCCAUGUUCUUCUUCCUGGCCCAGACUGAGCAGGGGGACAUCUUCAAGGUCACGCUGGAGACUGAUGAGGAGAUGGUUACGGAGAUCAGGAUGAAGUACUUUGACACCAUCCCUGUGGCCACAGCCAUGUGUGUGCUGAAGACUGGCUUUCUGUUUGUGUCCUCUGAGUUUGGCAACCAUUACCUGUACCAGAUAGCCCACCUGGGAGAUGAUGAUGAGGAGCCAGAAUUCUCCUCUGCCAUGCCCCUGGAGGAAGGAGAUACUUUCUUCUUCCAACCGCGCCCCCUCAAGAACCUGGUGCUGGUGGAUGAGCAGGAGAACCUUUCCCCCAUCAUGUCCUGUCAGAUUGCUGACCUGGCCAAUGAAGACACACCUCAGUUGUAUGUGGCCUGUGGCCGGGGACCCAAAUCCACCCUCCGAGUCCUCCGACACGGCCUGGAGGUGUCAGAGAUGGCUGUGUCUGAGCUGCCCGGAAACCCCAAUGCUGUGUGGACUGUGCGCAGACACAUUGAAGAUGAGUUUGACGCUUACAUCAUCGUGUCUUUCGUCAACGCCACCCUGGUUCUGUCUAUCGGCGAGACUGUGGAGGAGGUGACAGAUUCUGGCUUUCUGGGAACCACGCCCACCCUCUCCUGUUCUCUGCUCGGGGAAGAUGCCCUGGUUCAGGUUUAUCCUGAUGGGAUCCGUCACAUCCGCGCCGACAAGCGUGUCAAUGAGUGGAAGACCCCGGGGAAGAAGACCAUUGUGCGCUGUGCUGUCAACCAAAGGCAGGUGGUCAUCGCUCUGACCGGAGGGGAGCUGGUCUACUUUGAGAUGGACCCCUCGGGCCAGCUGAAUGAGUACACGGAGAGGAAGGAGAUGUCUGCUGACGUGGUGUGUAUGAGCUUGGCCAAUGUCCCACCUGGAGAGCAGCGCUCCCGCUUCCUGGCCGUGGGCCUCGUGGACAACACUGUUCGCAUCAUCUCCCUGGACCCGUCGGACUGUCUCCAGCCUCUCAGUAUGCAGGCCCUGCCCGCCCAGCCAGAGUCUCUCUGUAUAGUGGAGAUGGGAGGAGUGGAGAAGGAAGACGAGCUGGGAGUGAAGGGCACCAUCGGCUUCCUCUACCUCAACAUCGGACUGCAGAAUGGUGUGUUGCUCCGGACGGUGCUGGAUCCGGUGACCGGAGACCUGUCUGACACUCGUACUCGGUACCUGGGGUCGCGACCUGUCAAGCUCUUCCGUGUCAGGAUGCAGGGACAGGAAGCUGUUUUGGCCAUGUCUAGUCGCUCCUGGCUGAGUUAUUCCUACCAGUCUCGCUUCCACCUGACGCCCCUGUCCUAUGAGACUCUGGAGUACGCCUCUGGCUUUGCCUCUGAACAGUGUCCUGAGGGCAUUGUAGCCAUCUCCACUAACACCCUGAGGAUUCUGGCCCUUGAGAAGCUGGGUGCAGUGUUCAAUCAGGUGGCUUUCCCACUGCAGUACACACCUCGCAAGUUUGUCAUCCACCCAGAGACCAACAACCUGAUCCUCAUAGAGAGUGAUCACAAUGCAUACACAGAGGCCACCAAGGCCCAGAGGAAGCAGCAGAUGGCGGAGGAGAUGGUUGAGGCAGCUGGCGAGGAUGAAAGGGAGCUGGCAGCAGAGAUGGCAGCGGCGUUCCUCAACGAGAACCUGCCAGAGGCCAUCUUCGGGGCCCCCAAAGCCGGUUCUGGCCAGUGGGCCUCUCUGGUGCGUCUGGUCAACCCCAUCCAAGGCAGCACUCUGGACCUGGUCCAGCUUGAGCAGAACGAGGCUGCCUUCAGUGUGGCUGUGUGUCGGUUUGCUAGCGGAGGUGAUGACUGGUAUGUGCUGGUGGGGGUGGCUAGGGAUAUGAUCCUCAACCCCCGCUCUGUUGGAGGAGGUUUUAUCUACACCUAUCGGCUGGGAGGGGGAGGGGACAAGCUGGAGUUUAUGCACAAGACUCCGGUGGAGGAUGUUCCCCUGGCCAUUGCCCCGUUCCAGGGCCGUGUGCUAGUAGGUGUUGGAAAACUGCUACGAAUCUAUGACCUGGGCAAGAAGAAGCUGCUCCGGAAGUGUGAGAAUAAGCAUGUUCCCAACCUUGUAACUGGCAUCCAUACCAUUGGCCAACGGGUCAUAGUGACUGACGUACAGGAGAGUCUGUUCUGGGUGCGCUACAAGCGCAACGAGAAUCAGCUGAUCAUCUUCGCCGACGACACCCACCCUCGCUGGGUCACCACUGCCUGUUUGCUGGACUACGACACCAUGGCUUCAGCUGACAAGUUUGGCAACAUCAGCAUUGUGCGCCUUCCCCCCAACACCAGUGACGAUGUGGAUGAGGACCCAACUGGGAACAAGGCAUUGUGGGAUAGGGGUCUGCUGAACGGUGCCUCACAGAAGGCUGAAGUGAUCAUGAACUACCACAUUGGAGAGACGGUCCUGUCACUGCAGAAGACCACCCUGAUCCCCGGAGGCUCUGAGUCUCUAGUUUACACCACUCUGUCUGGUGGCAUCGGCAUCCUGGUGCCAUUCACCUCCCACGAGGACCAUGACUUCUUCCAGCACUUAGAGAUGCACAUGCGCUCAGAAUUCCCCCCUUUGUGCGGCAGGGACCACCUCAGCUUCCGCUCAUACUACUUCCCUGUAAAGAAUGUGAUAGAUGGAGAUCUAUGUGAGCAGUUCAACUCCAUGGACCCCCAUAAGCAGAAGAGUGUUGCCGAGGAGCUGGACCGUACACCCCCUGAGGUGUCAAAGAAACUGGAGGACAUCCGCACACGCUAUGCCUUCUAAAAAAACUACCAAAAAAAAGUUUUACAAAUGCAUACUAACUUGGUUAAGGCGAGGACAAGUGGAAAGCUCAUGGUUUCCUGCCAAGAAGUAGAAUGAACAGUUUUCUGCCUGUUCACCAUCUACGGACACUCAGAAACGACCUUUAGUCCCUGGUUCAUUAACCCAAAUACUUCACCAGUUGUGGCCAAUGGUAGUAAGUCUAUGGUGAAUGUUUACUGAGAGGUUUUCAGUCGCAGGGUGUCAUUUAAAGUUUUUUGUAAAUUUUUUAACAGUUGAUCAUGUGUAUAGCAUCAAUCCUACAGCUGAAUAAAGGAACUGUCAUUUGGUUUGAUAGCUUGUAUCGUGUGGUCUAGUGAACCCUGUGAUAGGUUUAGCUCAACUGUUUUUGCAUUGUGUAGUGUUGCAACAAUCCGUUUGAGUGUUUUUGCUGUACUUGAGUGCCACAAAUUAAAUUGACUUUAUUUUCUUCACUGUCAUAAGAAAUGUUAUUCUUCAACAGCUGUUUGUGCUUCAUUUAUUUUUUUUGGGGUUUGAGAAAUUGAGUUGACAGGAUUGUGUACAAUAUUUAAGGAAUAUUGCAGGAUUGUGGACCUCAGUGGGGUUUUUUGCCCUAGUCC